Aspergillus mulundensis is the source of this 1509-nucleotide messenger RNA. Its product is annotated as SF3a splicing factor complex subunit PRP9. Gene Ontology annotation, molecular function: RNA binding. The transcript has 3 exons. The coding region runs from base 1 to 1509 and encodes 502 amino acids. NCBI's taxonomy places the organism in Eukaryota, Fungi, Ascomycota, Eurotiomycetes, Eurotiales, Aspergillaceae. The record is from RefSeq and is a predicted model, not a curated record. Gene Ontology annotation, cellular component: spliceosomal complex. Gene Ontology annotation, biological process: mRNA splicing, via spliceosome.
AUGGUGCUCGAAGAUCAGCGGUUUAUUCAUGAAGACUUGGAGAGAUUGGAGCAAGCCAUAGCGGACCGCGUCGCAGAAGAACCCCGCAAUAUACGUGAACGUCUGUCUCGCGACCAUGAAAUAGCGCAUUUUCUAAAUCGCAUAGAUGAGCAGUCUGAGCGGUUACUCGAUAUCUACAAGAACACCGAAAGCGAACGCGAGAAAGAGAUCCAGGCCAUCUCCACCGGCGACCAGUUCGAAGAAUUCUACAAGCGACUAAAUGAGGUCAAGGACUUUCACAAGCGGUACCCGAAUGAGCCGGUUGAGAAUCUUGAGCGGGCGUACAAGCGCCGCCAACCAGGCGAGGGCGAGCAGACGGGAAUGGAGGUCGACACGAUGUUUACUGGAGAAGAAGGAUAUGGACAGUUUCUCGAUCUUACAACCCUGCAUGACCAAUACCUGAACUUGCCGGGCGUGAAGAGACUGCCAUAUAUACAGUACCUCGACAUAUUCGAUGCCUUCACACCCCCGCAACUACCGAUCAAACGAAACAACAAGCUCUCGGACAGGUAUUUCCAAUAUGUAGGGGAGCUUGCGAACUAUCUUGAAGAGUUCAUCAAGAAGGCACGGCCUUUACAGGAUCUGACCAAGAUCUUUGCUAGCUUUGAUGACGAUUUUGAAAAGCAAUGGGCUGCGAACGAGGUCCCUGGCUGGACUGAAGAGAAAGUCAACGACGGUACACUGGGUCCGAAAACUGAGGGAUCUGGGGAGGGCAUCUGGUGUGCCGACUGUGAAAAGGAGUUCAAGAAUGAGAACGUAUACAGGAAUCACUUGACGGGCAAAAAGCAUAUCCGCGCCGCCGAGGCUCGUAAAGCUGCAGGUGACUCGGGCGAAGGGCCUGUGCCAACCAGCAAUGGGCCAUCAGCAGCUCAUCGGUUGAAAGAACGAGCAGUCGCUGAACGCGAACACCGUGUUCGUUCCUUGGCAAGAGUCCUCAUCAAUGAGCGACAAGCGACCAAGAUCAACGUUGAGCGAAGACAAGGUAUGACAGAGCGAGAGCGUCAAAUGGAGCUGGAGGCAAUGCUCGCUGAAUCAGAGGAUGUCGGGGGUGACCGUGGGAAUGAGUCUGAUGAGGAAGGGGAAGAUCGCGUCUACAACCCUCUCAAGCUUCCCCUCGCUUGGGACGGCAAGCCUAUUCCGUAUUGGCUAUACAAACUACAUGGUUUGGGCGUGGAAUACUCCUGUGAGAUCUGUGGUAACUAUGUUUACAUGGGUCGUCGCGCAUUCGACAAGCACUUUUCUGAGGCGUUGCAUAUCUUCGGCUUGAAAUGCCUCGGCAUUACAUCGAACACCAACCUCUUCCGUGAAAUUACUAAGAUUGAUGAUGCCAUGCGACUCUGGGAGAAGUUAGACCAAGACCGCAAGAAAACCCGAGACCUUCAAGACAACGUGGUACAAAUGGAGGAUGCAGAGGGCAACGUGAUGCCUGAACGGAUAUACCUUGAUCUCCAAAAGCAAGGUAUCCUCUAG